Molecule: messenger RNA, 668 nt
Organism: Arachis stenosperma
Lineage: Eukaryota; Viridiplantae; Streptophyta; Magnoliopsida; Fabales; Fabaceae
Exons: 1
Coding region: 242-451 (69 amino acids)
Source: RefSeq, a predicted model, not a curated record
CAAUGCAUCGCAGCCGUUGAAUUCCAAAUAAACAAAUGAGCUGGACACGUUUAACGGUGCACUCCGAGGCGAGGGAAGCGCUUCCGCUCCCGUCCCAAUCGCUUCAGUGUGACCCACCCACACUUCAACUCAAACUCCAACCUUCCGUGUCUUCUAGUAAUACUCUUCCUCUCACUUCAUAACCAAACACUUCUAACCCCCUUUCUUCUCUUCUUUUCUCUUCUCUAUAAUUCGAAGAUAUAUGGCGGAUUGGGGGCCCGUGGUGAUAGCUGUGGUGCUCUUCGUACUGCUGAGCCCGGGCCUCCUCUUUCAGAUUCCCGGGAGGGGAAGAGUGGUUGAGUUUGGGAACAUGCAAACCAGUGGGGCUUCCAUUAUGGUUCAUGCCAUCAUCUAUUUCGGUCUCAUCACCAUCUUUCUCAUUGCCAUCGGUGUUCAUAUCUACACCGGCUAAGGGUAACCCUCCAUCUAUACAGACAUGGAUCUAUUCUGCUAGAUCUCAAUGUAUUUUUAUUUUUAUGUACUCUAGUUUCUAGGUAGUAGUAUUAUCAGCCUUUUAAGUUUUAACAUUUCCGCUUUGGCUAUGCGUAUAUGUACUGUAUUCGUAUUUGUAUUUGUAUUUUGUAUGUGUGUAACUGGAUUCCGGGCACAACAACGUGUUCCUCCUUUUA